GAUAGCUGUCAAAUGUGCGCUUUGCUUUCCAAAAAAAAAGCAAAUCAGAAAUACAAUGUCCGAAUCUCCGCCGCAGGUGGAACGCCGCAUGUGCGGCCUGGGAAAUCAUAGACUGAGGACCCCGUUCCGAAUAAUAAAAAAUCCGCGUCUGAUAAAGUUUGGCCAACAUAUAAACUCUGAACUGCGGUCGCAACCACUCUGCCUGUCCUGCUACAGGGAUCUAAUAAGGCUGUACAACUUGAAGAACAACAAUGCGAAAAGACAUCUUGAGGAGAGGAAGCAGGAAGCGAGUAUUUCGACAUUGACUAGUAGUCAGUCGAGUGAGACGACAUUCGGGCCUCCUAACGGAAUGUCCACCUCCACGCCCUCGGAGGAGGAGGGACCCAAUCCGAGGAUCUCCGAUGAAGAAGAACCAAGUCCUACGAUCUCCUCGGACGACGAAGGGCCCACUACUAGCGCAGCGGCGGCGAACAAACGAGCAAAAAGGCAGCUGAUCACAGCGAGUUCUUCGGGGGACUCAUCCUUCUCCGAUGUCGACGAUCCCAACUCCAAUCUUAGUCUCAACGCCGUGAAUGGCUCACGUUUACCUCAUAUUCAGCCUAUUCCAAAAAGACGUCAGAUCGUCCACUUGAACAAGAAUGCCAUGGACAUCUACUUGGCCGGAACCACUGGGGGAUAGCUUUUUAAGGAAAUUUCGCCAUACUAUACACUUUCAAAGAAAUAAUAUGAUUUUAUUUUAUAUGCUAUCUAACCUUUGC
This is a messenger RNA of Drosophila subpulchrella, 758 nucleotides long. RefSeq lists its product as uncharacterized. The record is from RefSeq and is a predicted model, not a curated record. The transcript is spliced from 2 exons. The coding region runs from base 56 to 679 and encodes 207 amino acids. Lineage: Eukaryota; Metazoa; Arthropoda; Insecta; Diptera; Drosophilidae.